CCCCGAUUUAAGCAGGCCUAUAAUGCCCCUUUUUAGAACUCCUGCGCGGCCACUCUUUACACCUCAUGUGUUGCAUAGCCGACAACUACAAAAUGUCAUUAUAAUUGCUUCUUGCCUGAUAUUAUUAUUAUUUUUUAUAUACCGUCAUAAGCAGCCUGCGCCUGCUGAAUUCUUACCAUAUCAAACCUACCCGCAGACUGACGACUUCACCCAUAAUACGGUGACCGAUUUUUUCCCCAGGUCUAUAUCCAAGGGUAUCAACUCAACAGAAGACAUUUGCAGUUCCUUUCCGAAACAUGUUUUGUCACGAAUACAACCAGUUCUCAAAACCGGCCAUGGAGAUAACAAAGAGAGAUUGGACGCGCAGAUGGAUAGCACUAGUGCCUGCUUUACGCCAGAUGAGCUGAUCAUCUUCUCAGACCUCGACGAGGAUAUUCGAAAUCAUCGUGCUAUUGAUAUUCUUGCCGACCUACCAAGCUCUCAUUAUAAUGCUACCACCUUCAAGAUGUGGGGGGAGUACUUGUCCCAGAAAGAAAUGCAAAGAAAUGGUACUUUAGACACAGAGGCACAAACGGAGCAUAUAAAUGGAUGGGCACUCGACAAGUUCAAAUUCUUACCGAUGAUGGAAAGAGCUUGGGCUAUGAAGCCUAAUAGAGACUUCUAUGUCUUUUACGAAACAGAUACCUAUAUUUUUUGGGAUAACCUAUUCCGUUUCCUUCAAAUGUAUAAUCCAGAUGCAAAUGUAUACAUUGGCUCACCAUCUCCCGGUCGCCGCGAUCCGAAACGAAGAGACCAGGGGACUUUAUUUGCCAACGGAGGUCCUGGAUACAUAAUUAGUCGGGGCGCUAUGAAAACACUAUUACAGCGCACGACUGGUCUAUUUGGAGAGUAUACAGACGAGCCGCUCUCGACGAAAUUCAGUUAUCUAAAUCAUGAUGAUGAGUGCUGUGGUGACAGCGUCCUGGGAUGGGUAAUGUGGGAGCAGGGCAUUCCUAUGCAUGGUCACUUCCCGAUGUUCAGUCCUUAUGCCCUUCAUGAGAUUCCUUUUAAUGAUCAGCAUUGGUGCCAGCCACUGAUAACGCUACAUAAGACAUCUCCGAAGGACAUGGUUGAUUUGUUCAGCUGGGAGUUUAACCAACGGAAAUCCGAUCGACCAUUGUUAUAUUCUGAUAUAUGGCAAUUUCAUAAACCAGGCAUAACCCCGGUGCGUGAGGCCUGGGAUGGUGGUCGUUUCAAUGCAUAUGAUCCACCUGGUGCAAUUGCCGAUUCUUCUGAACAAUGCAGCCAAGCGUGUGAUGUCGACGAUAAUUGUUUCCAGUGGAAGUGGGCAGGGGCAGAUGAUAAAAAAUGUACCCUUCUGGGAUCAAUACAAUAUGGACAAGAAAGAAAAGUGGAAAAUGAAUUAAAAGACAGGAGUGCAGGGAUUAGUAAUAGAGCAGGAUGGAAUAAAGAUCGUAUAAGAAAAUGGCAAGAGAGUAGAGAAUGCAGUAAAAUUGCUUGGGUAGGGGCAGAUGUAAAUAGAAAAUUAUAA
Trichoderma asperellum CBS 433.97 is the source of this 1531-nucleotide messenger RNA. The record is from RefSeq and is a predicted model, not a curated record. NCBI's taxonomy places the organism in Eukaryota, Fungi, Ascomycota, Sordariomycetes, Hypocreales, Hypocreaceae.